This is a messenger RNA of Camponotus floridanus (Florida carpenter ant), 1247 nucleotides long. RefSeq lists its product as uncharacterized. The record is from RefSeq and is a predicted model, not a curated record. The transcript has 5 exons. NCBI's taxonomy places the organism in Eukaryota, Metazoa, Arthropoda, Insecta, Hymenoptera, Formicidae. The coding region runs from base 456 to 1247 and encodes 263 amino acids.
AAAUAAUCGACUAUGGUUGGUCAAUUUGUCUAUGACUUAUGCGGAGUCGACAAUGCGAAUCAUAGAGUCAUUCAGUAGGUUGCAAUCUUUUAUUUUCCCGCAACAAUGCUCACUUCUUAUCCGUCGCAGCGACAUAUUGUGGUCGUCGUCGUUGGAAUUGAACCAACUCGAGAGACUGCGACUACGACUGGAAACAAGGAAUGUUAUAACUGCUUUGCGACGCUGAGAGUCUCAGCCUGAGACUCGCAUUUUAGACCUCGCAUUACGACUUGCGACAUUACGAUACGACUAAUAUAGAUCCGGUUUUAGCCUAAAACCUAUCAAAUUGCCGAAUGUAUCACGCAUUUAUUUUGGCGGGACAAGAAAGAUAAAAGUCAGCUCGCUGUACAAGAUAUGUGAUCUUCCCAUAUGCAAAUUUAAAUAGUAUAAACAAUUUCUCUGUAAAUUUCGUCAGUAUGUACGUCGAGGAAAAGCGAAUCAACAAAAUUGUUAGAUCUAAAUUAAGCAUUAAUCCUGUCAAGCAUCACGAACGAUUUCAACGAGCAAACAAGUCGUACAGAAAUGUGGACGAGUUUUCUAAAAGAGAGGAUAAAGAUGUAAUGAGUCAAACGGAUUUGUCAGAUUUGGCUCGAUCAAUCAGUGCAAUCAAGACGGAAAAAUUUUCGAGCACGUCAAGUGAGACCCAGAGUGCCGAGAAAUAUGAUACAUCGAUGUCUGAAAGUAACACGUUUCGACAAUUUGAACAUGUCUCGUGGAAAUAUAAAAAUCCGUACAGCAUUUCUAUUAAUAAUCCUAUGCAUUAUGAAAAAUCCCAUCACGCUUCAAAGAACAUUCUUAAAGAUGAACCUCAAGAAGGAAGAACUAAACAAAGUAUUCUUUCCAAUUGUCAAGAAUAUUUAGCAAAUUGUCAAGAAUCUUGCGGUACACCGCAUACUGAAUAUUCCUUUGCAGCCUUGAUCAUAGUAAUGGCUCAGGCUGCGGCACGAUCUCUGUGGGCAUUGAUAUAUGUAAUUAUUAACAUUGUUCCCAUUAUUCAGAUGUUUUCCUUCAUAUUAAGAUUUGUGUUGGACAAAGUAAUCGACAUACACAGAACUAAGAAUAUUCAGCAAGUAAUAGUGAAGUUCGCGAUACUCGCUAUGCAAUUGCUCAGCGUGUACAUUUGCCUUAUAUUUAUACUCGGCUUCAUCGUUUUACCGAUUGUACAAAUGGCAGUCAGUAUCGUAUCUAAAUUCGUGAUGCACGAUUAA